AAACCGUGAAAUUUCGUAGUAAAUUUGCAUAAUUUGUAUUCCUAUGUCAAAAACAUGUAUUUCUUGUAUGUGGCGCACUACUUUAACACAGAUCCCAAAAUCGCCCUAUACGCACACCCCUUUAAGGAUUGCUUGAUGGCACUAAACACCCAUCACCCUGUAGAACAAAUACAACCGCCGCCACUUAUUAGACCACCACCAACUAGCCAACAAACCAGACAGUAAAUAACCUACCGAGCUAACUUCAAUGUGAAACUUAUCAACGCCAACAGCAACACCAACAUAACACCAAUACCAAAAAAGUAACAACACCAACAUUAUCGCAUAUUCAUCUCGCAAUCAGCGAAACGGUAAGCAAAAAAGUUCGCAUUGCCACUGUGAACACCGAAUCUCCGCAACGAAUAUCAGUUGACGAACUUCAAUCGUAAUGGCGAGUUCAAUUGUUAGUUCCGCUGUCAAGACCGUGGAGCGGAGAGUUGCGCGUGUGGCUUAUCUUUGAACGUAGUGGGCAAAAUCGAAUCGAAAUUGAUUGUCUAUUUAUAAUUUUUGAUUGAUAUAUGAAAAUGUAAAUUGCAAAUACCCCGAAAUAAGAAAUAUGAAAUUGAAGUGUGUCUAAAAAACCAACGAGAAAACCAAUGAGAAGGGAAUAAAACCACCUGUGCGCGCUUGUGUUGAAUUAACAAAAACGCAAAACAAAAAACGCGAAUCACAUACAACUUUGUGUAUGAAUACGAGCACGUACACACACACCUGUGUGGGCGCGCAAUACAAAAAAGAGAUAUACACAUACGUAUCUGAACACACACACACAAACACGUGUCUUUUUACCUUGACGUCACGCCGCUUUUUAUAACCUGCCACCAGUAGAAACGAAACCGAGCGUUGGCUAUUCUCCCGCUCAACCGAAGCACGAAACAUAUAAUAUCUUAGAUACGUCUAGAUAGUAACGCGUCAACCCCGGCUCCCAACGAACGACGAGGUGGAAGCAGCAGUGAUACCACAAUAGCGCAAAUACCAAAAGCCAAUGGCAAAAGCCAAGCAAUUAAACGGCUCACAUACAUAUAAAGGCAAAGAAAUAUAUCACAUGUAAAUGUGUUACGCAUAAAAAAAAAAUAAAAAAUUAUGUAUCGUAUAUUAAUACAUAUGUAUGUGUGUACAAAAAUAAGAAAUAAAUAAAUACUCGUAAUACAAGUGCAAAAAAUUACAACUCUCCCAUGAAAAUAAAUACCAACUUUGCCAGCAACAACAUAUCAACAAAGUUUUCGCAACUAAAAGUACAAACACCAAUAUAUGUUUAAUACAUACAUACAUACAUACAGCAAAUACAUAUUCAAGCUUUGAAGCAUCAUUAAAGUGGUUCUCACAUCGCUUCAACGAAUGUAUGUUCCAGUCUAAAAUUUAUUUCAACCAAAAAAAUAAAAGCACUAAAAAUGUUUGUUGCUGUAUAUCCCAACAAAAAUGACACUUACUUAAAAUUUAACAAUGAAGAAUCACAAAAAAAUACUAAAAAUGUCACUUUAGAAAACAAGAGUACGUGUAUGCAGAGACAACAUACCUUCAAUAAAUAAAAUAUAUUUAACAUUUCCUCUCCACAUUCCAACAACUAUAAAAGGCUUAUUAACAAAAAACAAAAAAAAAACAUCACACAGCUGCACGGGAACCCACGAUAAGGCAAAGAAAAAAAUCUCUCGCAUACAUUUUCAAGCAGAGAAUAUCGCAUAUAUACAUACAUAUACAUAUAUAUUGUAAUAACGGAAGCAGCCCCAACAACGUGCGAGUUUUGCUCAAAAUGGUAUUCUACAUAUCGUUUUUUGGCAAAAACAUCGACCCACCGGACAAAGCGGCCAACGAAAAGAGCAUGGCCUGCAUUCAAGAUGGAUUGGAACAAAUGAAAUUAGGUGCGGGAAAUCUCUCAUUCACAACAGACAUCGACUUUCAACGACCGCAAGCGAAUAACAACAUCACAGACAGCAGUUCGGACAAUACCUGCCAACAUCGAUGGACCCCCACGCAUGGCUAUCGCGACAAGGGAAUCGGUGUGAUGACAAGCCUGCUGGGUUGUAUGAAACCGAUACUCUCCUUUAUGACCAAGACUGGCGUUAUCGAGAUCAAAGAUCCAAAAGAUUACGCAUGGGAGAUACCAUUUGAAUGCAUCACAGGCUUGGAGUGGCUGGGUAGUGGGGCACAAGGUGCCGUUUUCAGUGGCAAAUUGAAUAACGAAAUUGUGGCAGUGAAGAAAGUGAAAGAACUGAAGGAAACAGAUAUUAAGCAUUUAAGAAAGUUGGAUCACCAAAAUAUAAUUAAGUUCAAGGGUGUUUGCACACAACCGCCUGUUUAUUGCAUAAUCAUGGAGUUUUGCCCCUAUGGUCCAUUGCAAAAUAUUCUGAAGGAGGAGAAAGUGAUGCUGCCAUCUCGCCUAGUGUCAUGGUCGAAGCAAAUCGCACACGGCAUGCAAUAUUUACACUCGCAUAAAAUCAUACAUCGUGACUUGAAAAGUCCCAAUAUUCUGAUCGGCCAACACGAGAUAGUGAAGAUCAGUGACUUUGGUACAAGCAAAGAAUGGAAUGAGAUUAGCACGAAAAUGAGCUUCGCCGGCACAGUGGCUUGGAUGGCGCCUGAGGUGAUACGAAACGAGCCUUGCUCGGAGAAGGUCGACAUUUGGUCAUACGGAAUAGUGCUCUGGGAGAUGCUAACAUGCGAGAUACCCUACAAAGACGUUGACUCGUCAGCCAUCAUUUGGGGUGUGGGCAAUAACUCAUUGAAACUACCGAUACCGUCCAGUUGCCCAGAGGGUUUCAAGUUAUUGGUGAAUUUAUGUUGGCAUACCAAACCCCGCAACCGUCCCUCAUUUGGGCAAAUAUUAUCGCAUUUGGAAAUCGCUGGUCCGGAGCUAUUGCGUAAAAGCGACAAGGUAUACUUCGAAGCGCAACAGUCUUGGAAGGAGGAAGUGCGGUCGCAUCUUAAGGAAAUUACACAAAAUGGCACUAGUAUACAUAAAUACGAACAGGAUUUGAUUAGACGGCGCACGGCCGAGUGGCAGCAUGCGCAAGAUAUACGACUGGUCUAUGAAGAUAAGCUGGAGAAGACAAAUCGACUGUAUUUAGAAUUAAGUGAAUGCAUGACACAACUACAGGAAAAAGAAAAAGAAAUUGCAAUGCGUGAAAAACAACUGCCAGGUUACAAACCAACAAGACGCUUGGGCAGCACACUGCGAAAAAUACAGAAUUAUCGUAGACGACUUAAUCCACCCAUGACAACACCAGGAAAUGCUCAACAACAACAACAGUCAUCGACGCCUGAUCCUGAGACAACGCCAGAGAGUCCUCUUAAAGCCAUGCUGUAUGCGCAGGUAAUUAGCUUAAAUCAGACCAAGUCAUACUGCGUUUCCACGCAGAAGGCGAAGAAGAGCAGACACCGAAGAGUUGGUUCGGGUAGUUUUGCAGCUGCACCCAAAUAUAGUCCAAGUCGGGACCGACGCUACCAGAGCGAGCCCGACAAUCGUAAGAACGUAAAGCUAGUGGACACCGAAACUCAGACAGAUGCCAUGGAUAUUAGUGAGACGGACAUUAGUCCAAGCGCGUGCUUUGCAAUGCGCGAUAUCUCAAUGACUCUUGCGCCCGACACCGAGCUGCCCUCCUACGAGGUUUUGUAUGCAAUGGAUCGCAUUAAUCAGCGCCAGCCAGCGGAGCCACAAACUGCUAUGCAACGUGCACAACAACCAUCACAGCACCUAAAGGAGCAACAACCACAGACCGAUGUGCCAGUAGAAGCGGCGACGACUCCUACUAGUCUAAAUGGUAACUCCAUGACACCUUCAGAUGUGACUUUCCAAGAUGCAUGCUCUAGUCCUGACCAAUUGCUCGACGAUGUGAUCAACAGCAAUGAACGGCUGGACAUACCCGAUUACUGCAGUUCCAAUGAACACCUCGAUCGACUUGGUGAAAAGGUGAUCAAGUUUAUCAAUGAGAAUCGACUGAGUAUACAAACCACAACAACGCUAAGUAAUCAUGGUGAGGUAGCGACAACCCGUUUACAAGCUGACAAUGGCAAUGAGAAUGUGAGCGAAAGCAUUGGCACGACAACGCAAGAUUUGAAUCGGCAGAGCUCGACGGAACGUAUGACACCGAGAACGAGUAGUGUGCGACGAAAACCUCAACACAGUUUAGAGAAGUCGGUGCCUGCCGAAGCGCAAGCGCAGGCGCCCAGCAAUGCAAAUGGCGAGUCUAAUGAAGAUCUCUUCGAUGACAGUUGGUCGGAUGAGGAGGGCGAGGAUACAGAUUACAAUUACGGCCUACGACGGAGAAGCAUUGGACGCCUUCCUAUAGGCCGUGGCAUGCGUGCGCGACGUUGCUAUAAAAUACCUAUCAUUCCCAAAAUUCCCAUCCACAAACGAAACGUGACUGUCGUUUCGGAUGAGGAAAAUACCUCCGAGUAUAGCCACUCACCAUCCAGCCAGCAUUCAACGCUCGAAAGUAAUCCUGAUGAAGUACUCAAACAAAUGAAAGCCACACAGAAGUGCGUCGCCACAACCGCUACAACGGACACCGAGGAAGAGGUCUCGUCUAGCAGCAGCAGUGACGAUGGCGAUGACGUGAAAACGCAGCAUGAACGCCGCCCAACAACAACAGCAGCAACACAACGACAAAGACGUGAACAACGACAACAUCAACAAAAAUAUGCAAAUGCACCAACAACAAGAGCAAUAAGUGUGACACUUACAGCGCCAAGCAAUGCGCUGCCCAUUUUGCGCAAACGCAGUGAUGUAAUUUCCAUACCCACGUAUGAGGCGGACGGUGCUGUGGAUAUGGUGUAAGCUAAUGUACCAUGAAGUCACGUACAAGGCAGGCUCAGGGACUAUGCCUUCAACAUACUCGUACCAUGAUGCAUAGGUAUUUGCAUGAGGCUAUAGUUCCAACUACUUAAAAACAAAAUAUAUAUACAUAGUUCGUAAAAGAAUAAGAAAAAAAUUAUAAACGCAAACAAAUUUGCUUUAGUUCAAGUAUCUCAAAAAAUUUAAUGCCCUGUAUUUAAUAUUAAAUCUACCAAUUUAUAACUUAAGUAAUCGAUACGAUAAGUGUACAACAAGUCAGGCAUCUUGUCAUAGUAAUUAGUCAUACAUGAAUGCAUACAUACAUACACACAGGAUUACAUUAAAUUAGUACUCAUUACUUCAUAUUUAUGUAAAUGUUAAAAAUGAAACAAAUUGUACACGUCUCAUACACACGUACUUACAAAGGGUUACAUUAUUUAAAUGUUGUAUGACUUGCAGUAAGAUUCCGAAAUAUAUUAAUUUUUUUAAGAGAGUUGGUUGCCAAUUUUUGCAUGGCUUCUAUGUACGACAAAGUUAGAGUGGGACGUAUGAAUGUUCCCAUAUAACGGAAAAAUUGUGAUUUAAUCUAAACUGACCAUUGGCGUUAAGGAUGUGACUGUCCAAGAAACACAAUUAACUUAAGCAAUUUUUGUUUAGGGUUGCAAUUAGGCUGUAGUUACUUCUAAUAAUUGUUUUAAGGGUGUUUUAAAACCCAACAAACAUAUUAAUAUACAUAGCACAGAAAGUCUUAAAAAAAUAAUUAAUAAUUCUAAGAAUAACUAAUUGGGUUAUGUUUUUAAGAAUCCUUUUAAUUCUUUGUUUUUUCCAUGACCAGCAAUCAAUCAUAAUUGGCAGUAAUCAAAAUAUAAUUACGAUUUCUUACUAUUAAAAGAAAAAAUUAAAAAAAAAAAAUUAUGCGAUAUUUGAAAAUUGUUUACCCUUUUUUAAUCUAAUUGAAAAGAAAACAUAUUAAAUUGUUCACAUCAAAGGUUUUACAACGAAGGCAGAAAAUCAAAAAGGAUUAAAAUUUUAUGCGUCCGAUUCUUACUAAUGGUUCUGAAAUCUGGACACUGAAAGUUAAUGAUGUUAACCAACUAUUACGAUUUAAAAGAAGCAUUAUGAGAAAUACUUGCGGUCCCAUUCGGUUUGAAGACGGGACGUAACGAUCCGUUACAACGACGAAAUUGAAAACCUUAUUGGUGGUGCGAAAGUAAUACCUUUAAGGCGCAGCGGAUUACAUUAUAAGAUAGUCAAAUUCAAAGUAUUUACUUUACUUUAGAAAGAAGCCGCCCAAGAAAGAGAUGGCUUGAUGACGUCGCAGGAGACUUCGUCGUGAACGUUCGUAAUUGGAAAAAUGUAGCAGUGAAGAGCGAGAAAGUGAACUAGAGGAAGAUUGUUGAUGAAGCUUUGGUCCACCACAGACUGUGAAGCCAAGAAGAAGAAGAAAAGAAAACGUAUGUUAAUGUUAAAAUAGAGCACACAUGUAUGUUUCUUUUCGAGCGAAUUAAAAAUAAAAACAGUAAUCAAAAAUAGCAGAUAUAAGUUUAAUACGUUUUUAGUAGUUUCAGAUUAUUUGUUUUGAUGGCAAAUAGUCUUAAUUAUUUUUGAUUACUUUGAAUUACAAUCGAUUUCUAAUCUCUCAUCAAUAAAAGUUACAAACCAUAAUAUAAAUUCAACAUAUUGUGAGCUGUAGUCUUAAGAAAGAAAAGUUUUAUCUUUAUUAUAUUUUAUAGAUAAAUCUGCGUGCGAAGUUCAUAGAGCGAUGUGUUGAAGAAGACGCCGAAAUGUCAAUUCGUCGGCGUUCUCAACUUGUUGGCCUUUAUACUUUGUCUACGUGGAAAAUUUACCAUAAAGAUCUUGGCUUAAGUGCCUGUAAAAUACAGCUCGUGCAAGCAUUGAAACCAACUGACCAUAGUUUGCGAUGCCUUUUUACUGAUUGGUCUAAUUUUUAUUUAUGAUUCAUAUUUAUUGGACUCCAUUUUGUUUCAAAAAAUUAAUCAGCUAAACAUUGACGACAUUUGGUUCGAACAAGACGGCGCAACUUGUCAUACAACGCGCUUAACAAUCGAUUUAUUUCAAUAUUCGAGCCACCAUUGAUGCCGUACCGCCAGAUUUCUUGGAAAAAGUAGUCAAAAAUUUAACUGAUCAAAUGGACCAUGUAACUCUAAAACUAAAAACUAAGUGCUAUGAAAUUAUAUACCACGUUAUAAUGGAAAAAAAUGUAUUCCAAAAAUAGUUCUGCUUUGUACUAUCAUUUUAAGUUCUCAAGCGCAUAAAAAACACCCACUAUUCAUUUUUUUACUACUGUUUAACUACAUUAUUUUUUAUUAAUUAAUUUUUCAAUGUCCUCUUUCAACGUUUAUCGUAAAACAGUGGAGUAAUCAAACGUCAGGAAUAUUCGUGCGGGUGACUAUUUGCUUAGAAUUGAAUGUGAAAAGCCUAAUGAAAAUAACAAAACUAGGUUACUAACAGCCCUAUUCUUAUGAGGUCACAAAAUUCCACGCGUGCAUAAUUGAAAUUUCGAUCGCAACUCAAUGUCGUCAUUUCUUAUAAAAACUAAUAGCACAUCAGUUCAGAAAAGCAAAAUCUUUGCACCUCAUAAGCGUAUCGUAAAUAAAAAUAGCUGUUAAAAACAAACAAAUAAAAAGUAUAAUACUAAACUUUUUUUUAUAUUCUCAAUCAUAGUAAAAUCUUAUAUGCGUGCGGGGCUGGAGGUGAAAUUUCAAACUAACAAACUAAAUCAGCAAAUAGAACAACUCGACACACACAAAUCUUCUAUUCCUUUCAAUGUUCCUUUUUCGCACAUUUACCUAUAUUUUGUGCACAUAAAUCAUAUCAAAAGAAAAAGCCUAAGCCGCCGUUUCAUAGCAAAAGCUUACUGUGAGAAAGUGUGUAUGCCUUUUCUUUGAGAAAGUUUUCCAAGAAUGAAAUCACAGAACCUGAUCAUAAGAACAAACCUGGGAACCUUUAUAGUGUAAUUACUCCAGACGUAUAAGUUGCUUAAAAGACUUAAAAGCAACCUGCAAACAUGUAUAAAUGACUACUGCAGCCUUAAGAAACUUAGAGCUCUGUUAACCAGAAAUUAGACAUAAAUUUACAUAAUUUAGGCCAACCCAACAUACCAGCAAGAUGCCUCCGAUUCGCUACUCCUCUGCUCGCUAUCUAUCGAUCAAGAUUCGAUUCGAACAGGGCUAUACCUUUUACAACUGGUAUGGUACAACUCACUAUUUUCACAGGCAAAUGCAAUUUUUGGCAGCUCUUUUCCAGCGCUACCACGAUCAGUUGCUAACGCUUGGCGAAUCGAAGAGGUCUAUAGUUCUUCUAUUUGACUGAAAACCAACACAGAAUUCGAAACUUUCUCUCACGGAAGAAGAGUGAAACAAUCGUCAAGUAUUGUUUUACAGCCAACUUUAAGUUUGACAAUGCGAAUAAGAGGCACAAAGCGUGUCGCCAGUACGGGAGAUAAAGUCCCCUCCUCUGCUGCGUCCGUCCUUCUCCCACCAACAAAAUGUUUCACUUCCAAAUGUUUUCCUGUGUAAAUCGGCACUAAGUAAAAUCUAAUUAUUGGCUAACAGAGCGCUUGAAGAGCUGUUGAUUUAGGAUUCUUAAGCUGCGUAAAUUACCGUUAGGCGAAACUUGCUAUCAUAUGAUUAAUUUCUUAUUAAUUCAAUAAGUCUUCAAAAGUUUGCAUGAGGUAUUAAUUUUCGUAUAAAAUUAUUUGACGUGUCACCUUUAAAAAUUCCAUAUGGAGUAUCCUGUAAAAUUAUUAGGUCCAGGCUACCUAUGUAAAUAUAUAGCGCUCAUAGUUUACCAUUUUCUUUAUCUUUUAAACGUAUUGCUUAGCUGACGGAGAGCACGUGACCAGAUUUAGGGUUAGAAUCAAGUUAUAGGAGGUAGGCAUAACUUUUUGUUAGGCGUAUUUAUCGAGCUCAAUGAAACUAAUAACAUAAAGACUGGCCCGCUUUGUUUAAGGUUACAUACGUCCAGCAACGCCAAAAAUGAGCCAAAAGAAAAACUUUUUAAAAGGGAUAACAAUAUAAAUAAAUAAAAAAAAAAUUUUUAAUUUUUCUUUACAAAAAUUAGUAUAUAAAGAUUCACGUAACCCAAAGUGCAAUGAAAAGAAGUUGCUCCACGGUUAUGUGUAGAUAAAUAGUUAUAGUCUGUCGAGACGGAUCUUUGAAUUUCGAAAUAUUUUGCAAUUUACGGCAUUUAAAAAACAAGUUGAGAAAACACUUCCGUAUAUUAAAAAAAAAAAUCUCAUCAAAAAAUAUUAAAAACUGUAUGAGUUAUCAAGCAGACCGUGCCGGAAAACUUUCAAGUGCAUUUCCCUCGAGGCAGUCGGGCAGUUACAUUUUCUACCAUAACUUUGUGUCUAUGGGGAAUUUUUACAAUCGACUUCCACAGAAUUGCGCCUAAAACUAUAAAGAAUACGUACGUAACCCCUUAACUCGGCCAAAAUUGCGUAAGCGUUAUCCCGCCAAUCAAGAAGUAGAAGAAGAAUGAAACUGAGAGGAAAAAUGUGUGAAAAAAUUACGUGCUCUUAUUUGUUUGGCAUUAGGCCUGUGUACGUAAGCAGAUUUGACAGCUUUCGUCCUUUCCCAGCACUUUAAAUUCUUUCGUAAUUUAAGUUAAGUUUACGGUUAGAGUAAUUACGCUAUUAGGUUUUAUAUGCUAGAGUUAUGGUCUUAUGUAAAUUGGGUAUGCAGAGUGAAUCAGUCUUAUCAGGUGCUCACUUUCAAAAUCCUUUAACAAAUGUAUUAAAUGUCUAUAAAGUUAACGUUGGAAAUAACUCAUACAUUUGCCAUAGUCUGCCACUAUUCAAUAAACUGUUUCUUUAACGCUCGCAGUGGAGAUAACUCACAGGGCAUACUAGAUGUAUGUCACUCACAACAACACUGGGCCACAUUAGCCGCCAACUUAGUGUUUAUACGUUUUUACCAGGGGAAUUGUGCAACCACUCUCGUAAAACAUAUUUUUAUUUAAUACGUACCUAUCGGGAAUUUCGCCAUUUAUCAGUCGCAUGCAUAACAUUAAUUGAUGUACUUUUCGUACUUAAUUAAAACUUGUUUCCUGUGAAAGGAAUUUCCUUCACAAUGCUUGCUGAAUGCAAAGAAAUGUUUUGUUGAGAUGGUAUUAGUUAAGAAAAUAUUCCCAAAUUGUGCAUGUAUUUUAGUUUUUAAGAAUAAGGUUCUUUAGGUUAUACACUUGAUUUAAGAUACAAAUAUAUACAUACAUAUAUUUAUUAUGUGUUGUAAUGCGAAUAUACGCGAUGUCCAAUCAGUUAAAUUGUAUUUAAGAAAAAAUUGUGUACUUAGUUUCGAUAUGGAAGCGAUGAGAUUGCUUCUCUGUGCCUGCUAUUCCACGAAUACAAACAAACAUACAUACAUACUUGUGUAUGCCUUUAAUUAUUAUAUUUUAGUCGAUAUGCAUAUGUGGCUUUAUGUAUUCAUAUGUCGCACACGUAUUUCAAAAACAUACAUACACACAUUUGUGGCUAUUAUUAUGUAAUAGAAUAUUGCCUAAUUAAGUAAUAUAAUAAAUAGAAACAUAUGGAUAUUCAAUUUAA
Anastrepha ludens (Mexican fruit fly) is the source of this 10376-nucleotide messenger RNA. RefSeq names its product mitogen-activated protein kinase kinase kinase 13 (gene wnd). The record is from RefSeq and is a predicted model, not a curated record. Lineage: Eukaryota; Metazoa; Arthropoda; Insecta; Diptera; Tephritidae. The transcript has 7 exons. The coding region runs from base 1790 to 4813 and encodes 1007 amino acids. Gene Ontology annotation, molecular function: JUN kinase kinase kinase activity; ATP binding. Gene Ontology annotation, biological process: protein phosphorylation.